UUUUGACGGUAAACGCGGAAGUAUCCUAAAGUUGUUCCAUCCGAGCCUCCGUAAAGCAAACCUGCAGUUUGGAGACAAUUACACAGUCAAGUUACUCCUACGCUGUGUCGUACUUACGCAUUUGUUGCAAGAGCUCCCAUCAUGGCUUUGACUGGAAGAUGACCUGCAGCCUGAGCUUCUGACUGACAGACUUUCCGGUUCACUAGGUUACAUUUGAGGUUCCACACAGGGUGACUCAUGCUUUCUGAUGAGCUUGACUCUAAACCGGAGCUGCUCGUGCAGUUUGUGCAGAACGCAUCCAUCCCAUUGGUGCAGGGUCUGGAAGACUCGGAGUCCAAACACUCCUGCCUGCCUCUGCUGGCUCCUGCUGAGAGCUCUCUGUGCACCCCGCUGGAGCUCACAGAUGGAGGCCUGAGCCACGAGCCCGAGAGCUCCCCCUCCCUGACAGAGUUUGGAGGCGUGUCAGAGCAAAGCUCAUUAGUAGUCCAGACGCACUCUCACCCACAGGCCUCACCGAGUCCGCCGCCCAUCCUCCAUGACUUACAGCAGUCAGACAACACUUCCUACGUCCUGCUGAACCUUGCAAAAGGCAUUACAGCCUCCUCAGAGUCCCUGAUCUUCGCCGCAGAUGGCACUGGGGAUGAUGAAGAUGAGGGGGUCUCAUCGGGGGACUAUGGAAUAGAUGGCAGUGCUCCCUGGUAUCUGCGGGUACAGGAGCUGGCACACGACAGCUUGAUUGCCGCCACACGGGCUCAGCUAGCGAGAGAUGCCAAGGCCAGCCACGACGCCAGAGCUGCAAGCGUCACUAACGGCGACCACACACACAGUUUGAUACCAGACGGGGACAAACGAGACCUGCCUGCCAGAACGAGCCGCCCCCUCUCCAAGCAGAUCCUGCGCUGCUCGUUUGAGGGAUGCUGCAGGACAUUCACCUGGCCGGCUCAUCUCAAAUAUCACCUCAAAACACACAGGAAUGACCGAAUGUUCAGGUGCAGCGCAGAAGGCUGCGGGAAGAGUUUCUAUGUGCUGCAGAGGCUGCAGGUUCACAUGAGGACUCACAACGGCGAGAAGCCCUUCAUUUGCAAGGAAAAGAACUGUGGCAAGAAGUUCACCACUGCUGGAAACUUGAAGAACCACAGACGCGUACACACAGGAGAGAAGCCGUUUCUGUGUGAAGCAGAAGGUUGUGGGCGAUCCUUUGCAGAGUAUUCAAGUCUACGAAAACACAUGCUCGUACAUUCUGGUGAGAAGCCUCAUCUGUGUGGGAUCUGCGGGAAGACUUUUUCUCAGUCCGGCAGCAGAAACGUCCACAUGAGGAAGCGACACGGCGAGGAGGGGCUCAUCAGUGAAAGCAGAGAGACAGGAGAGGCUCUGACACAGAGCAGCCUCCUGGAGGCAGACGGUGAGAAUGGAGACAGUAUGGUCACCAUGACAACAACUGUGGAACCCAUGAAUCUUCACCAUGCAUGCUGAGAUCACCAGGCUCUGCAGACUCAGUGGUAGUUCUCUCUCAACCACAUGAACUGGUGACCAUGACAACGGAGGGCCAUGCAUAUGGAGAAGAUGUGGUUGCUCUGCUGUAGUCCACCAUCACAACAAACAUCACACCGCCUAUUUCAGCAGCGCUGGGCUGACGGCCACAGCGGACUACAUGUAGACAUCUAUUUGUAAAAAGACGAAUCUCACACCUGUAGACCUUGUAGAUAUUUGUAAUUAGCAACCAGUGAUGGUUUUAUUUUGAAAAGUGUGAAAU
Archocentrus centrarchus (flier cichlid) is the source of this 1753-nucleotide messenger RNA. It is a transcript of the gene znf410, whose product is annotated as zinc finger protein 410. NCBI's taxonomy places the organism in Eukaryota, Metazoa, Chordata, Actinopteri, Cichliformes, Cichlidae. The transcript is spliced from 12 exons. Gene Ontology annotation, biological process: regulation of transcription by RNA polymerase II. Gene Ontology annotation, molecular function: DNA-binding transcription factor activity, RNA polymerase II-specific; RNA polymerase II cis-regulatory region sequence-specific DNA binding. Gene Ontology annotation, cellular component: PcG protein complex; transcription regulator complex; chromatin. The coding region runs from base 238 to 1473 and encodes 411 amino acids. The record is from RefSeq and is a predicted model, not a curated record.